AUCACCUGGCAUGUGCCUCUUUUGUUUUGAAUGCUGUCAUGCUAGGGAAGGUGACCAUGAUCAAGUUCAGAAAGACUGUUCAGAAUGGACUGUGGAGAAUGGCUGAAGAGAAAUCAGAUUGAGGAUUUAAAGAGGUCAACAAUGAGCCAUCCUCGGUAGAAAGAGUCUCUGAUUCUCACAAGACACCUGGAAAAUUGUCCCAGUGGUAGCAGUGAACAAAUUGAGGCUCAGAAAGAAAAGAAGACUGAGGAGACCAGCCAUGCUGCUUAUCCUCUGAGGAUUUGAACUGAGCAAACCACAUCAGCUUGGAAAGUGCCAUUGCCCAUUCUCCAAGCAAUACAAAGGCAGUGAACAAAAGAAAGAGCAGAGGGCUUGGAUUUAGAAGGCUUGAACUUGGGCCGAUCUACUCAUCUUUUGCAAGCUGUGUGGCAUCAGGCUGAUCUUGAGGCUAUAAGAUGGAGAGUGAAUACAGGAAAACACUGUUGUUGAAAGGCCUGGACCAAAUCACAGAAGAGGAACUGAAGCGGUUCAAGUUCCUUGUCAUAGACAAGUUUGGCAUCUCAAGGAGCAAACUGGAAGAAGCCACAAGCAGGACAGAGUUAGCUGACCAGCUGAUUCAGAGUACAACAAACACAUCGUCUGCGCUGAAAAAGACUAUUUGUCUUUUCCUGGAGUUGAAUUAUAGGAAUGCUGCAAAUUCUCUUCAGGAGGCAAAGAAAACAGCUGAUCGUCGAUCCAAGAAGAAAGGAUCACAGCAAGCAGAAAAAAGAAGUCAGGCUGAAAACUGUUCUGCUGCUAGCAGAGACAAAGCCAUCAAGAAACACUCUGCUCUAGAAGUCUGUCCUCAAGCCAAGCCUCAGAAGAAGCAGAUCAUGGCAGAACAGGAAGCCAUCAGAGAAGGUUUACAGAAAGAUCCACUGGCAGUCUUGGUGCUGAAAGUUAUAGCUCCUUUCGAGUGUGAGACUCAAGAAGGAAAGCAAGAGAUAUUCCAUGCGACAGUGGCCACAGAGACACAAUUUUUUUUUGUAAAAGUUUUAAAUGCACAGUUUAAAGAUAAAUUUAUCACAAACGUAACAAUUAAAAUAUCGAACUAUCUUUGGCACGGUAACUUCUUGGAGGUGACCAGCUCCUCAGUUGUGGUUGAAGUUGAUUCUGACCACAAAGUCUGUGUCCCAAAUAACAUUAGAGAUAAAGCUGGGAGAACUCCCAAGAUUAGUAAGCUGAAAACUCAGCCUUGUGGGACAAUUGUGAAUGGGAUGUUUAAAGUCCAGAAGAUAAUACAGCAGCGCAAGGAUAGAGUAAUAUAUGGUGUGUAUGACAACACAGGGGAGAUGGACGUGGUGGUGCUGGGAAAUCAGAGCAAAACAAAAUUCGAGGAAGGAGAUAAGCUUAGACUCUCAUUCUUUGAGGUGUCAGAAAAUGGAAAGGAAAUACAGUUGAAAUCUGGACCUUACAGCUUCUUUAAGGUUAUUAAGGCCACAAAGCCAAAAACUGAGACGAAAAGUGCAUGCUGAAGUCAACUCAUCUAAAUAGUAUUUUGCUGAAGAUUUCUAGGACUGCUUGUUGAACCAGAUUGAGCUGCAUGAAGACAGCAGUUUACAGACUCAUCAUCCUAUCCUAUUAGUUCAAAAAGGAUAAAUACUUGACAAAUCCUCUGUCAGCUGUAUAGCAAAGCAAAACACAAACAAAAAUCUAAUAAAAAUCCCAACACCAGGCAUGAGAAACCCUCCUUGGAAUAAUUGGUCAGGGUUGUCUAAGAGACUCCAAAAGAUUAUAGGCUAUUACUAUUGCCCUUGGUUGACCCCAGAGGUGAGAAUGAGUCCCUAUUGCUGUAGAAACCAUGCACUUCAGUCUUCCAACCAGGGACUAUCUUUCAUGAUACCAGAAGGUGCCAUAUAAGCUUCCAAAAGAGGGAUGCAACCAUCAGAAACAUCCAGCUGUGAUGCUUAAGAACCAUAAACAUGACCUUAAUGGCACAAUAACCCUAAUGGUGAAUUAAUGUCAUGAAUACCUUAGUGGUAACCAACGGUUCUUUAAUUGGACUUAAGACCCAGUCAACAAGAAAGAAAUCAUUCCUGCUACCAGAAACCCAGCCAACUACCCUGGGCUAGUGAAGUCAUGAAUUUUAGAGGAGAACCUACUAUCACCACUUUACUAAGCCCACAAAAUACCUAAUUGUACUCUAAAUAUUUGUCCUUAUGCACAUAGGUAAGUGUAGUCCUCAUCUCUCAUGAAGAAAAUGUCUCCUUGCAAUAGAUGGAGAUCAUUCUAAAAAAAACCCACAACCAUCAAAAUGUAGAGUUGUGGAUCCUAGCCCCAGUGGAUAUAUCUACAAUAGAAUUCUUGAGAUUCAAGGAAUGUUGUCAAAGAGGGGACAGAAAGGCUGUUGCUGGUGGCCAAUGUCAGAGGAGCAGCAGGUGGCAAUUGAGCUUCAGGAAUUUGUCCCACCACAAUACAAGGCACUGAUGGGUGCAUCAGAUGAGCAACACCCCAAGGGCUUUGGCUCCAGAAUGUCUCUUACUAUUGCUGUGCCUUUAUAAGUUUGCUACUGCCAUUUAUCUUUGAUAUCUGGCAUGGUGUGAAUGGACAUGAGGGGAUCCUCACUGUCUUUAAUGUGGUGUGGUUAUCUCCUGGAACUAUCCUAUCCUACUGGGCAUUUUUACCUGUGGAUUAUUAUGAACAUGAUCCCCUCUUAAGCUUUACUGAAGUAAUGUAGUAAUUAACUGAAGUGAUGGUUUUAUACAAUAAUAGUUUAAAUAGAAUUUUGAUGAUUAAGGGUUUCUAACAAACAUAGUAAGGGAUUAUGUAGUUAUAUAGAUAUAUAGAUGGAGGUUAGUUUAGUGUAAAAGUUAAUAUAGGUAGACAUAGGACAUAGUGUUGCCCCUACCCCUCAUAAAGCCGGGGCUGCAGAGACCAGAAAAUGGGAAGUGUCACACCACUAGGACUUGUGAGUUCCACUUGAGGAGUCCUGUAGACUGUGCUUCAGGUUAAAGAUGAAGGGAAACAGUAGAGUCCCGGGAGCUAAGCUAGCUCAAGUUUUUUAAAUCUUGAUAUUAGGAAAUGUGUUCCCGAGUUUUGGUGUGGAACAUAGCUAGUGCAAAGCUUUAAAUAAUGACUUACUGUAACUAAAAAAUGAAGAAUUGGAUGAUUAGUUAAGAGAAUUGGACAGGAAUUCACUAAAAUAUGUGUAGUGAAACAAGUAAUCUGUUUUUCUGGCAAUUAUAAAAACUAUUGCCUAUGUAAACGGUUAUGGCUGAAAUGCUCCUGAUCUGUGAGAAACCUCAGAGAAAAAUAUUUAACUGAGUGUGAACUUCUAAGAAAAUGAGCAAGGAUGUAGUUGGGAAAUAUAAUGGAGUUGACCUGUUCCAGAAAAAUAUAUUUUUAUGAUGAUUAUAUAAUAACUUCUGGUUAUGGAGAAACAUUCACCUCUUUGUAUUGACUUGAUGUGGGGGAAUAUA
Onychomys torridus (southern grasshopper mouse) is the source of this 3458-nucleotide messenger RNA. Its product is annotated as interferon-inducible protein AIM2-like. Gene Ontology annotation, biological process: activation of innate immune response; cellular response to interferon-beta. Gene Ontology annotation, cellular component: AIM2 inflammasome complex. NCBI's taxonomy places the organism in Eukaryota, Metazoa, Chordata, Mammalia, Rodentia, Cricetidae. The coding region runs from base 456 to 1514 and encodes 352 amino acids. The record is from RefSeq and is a predicted model, not a curated record. The transcript has 10 exons. Gene Ontology annotation, molecular function: double-stranded DNA binding.